AUGUCUUUCGGAGGAUUUGGAGGGUUUGGCCAGAACAACCAGAGUUCCGGCUUCGGGACGGGCUCUGGCUUCGGAGGCACCAACACUGGUGGAGGCUUCGGCUCGACUUCCUCCACGUUUGGUGGCGGUGGCACCACGGGAAACACAGGUGGCAGCCUCUUUGGCAGCAACACGUCCAGUGGCUUUGGCUCCGGUGGAGGCUUCGGAACCAACACACAAAACCAAUCUAAUUCCCUUUUCGGUGGCGGUACCCAAAACCGCCCCGGCGGCUUCGGCGCGACCAACACGUCUAGCGGUGGGAGUCUCUUCGGGGGAACCCAAACCGCUGGCAGUACUGGUUUCGGCGGUGGCGGAUUCGGCUCCUCUGGAACUACAGGUGGUUUCGGCAGCAAUGCUGGUGCCGCCGGCGGCGGCCUCUUCGGCGGUAACAAAACUGGGGGCUUUGGCAGCACGACGAACACCACGGGUGGCUUCGGCACGGGCGGUGGCUUCGGGGCUAACACGGGUGCCGGCGCCGGCGCCGCCACUGGCACUGGUACCGCAGGCUUCGGCGGCUCAGGCACUGCCUUCCAAGGUGCCCUCCCUCCUUGCGAGGGCACUGGUGGCACCCCGUUCAACCCCUUCACGGAGAAAGACCAGAAUUCGAGCACGAUGAACCAUUACCAGAGCGUCAGCUUCAUGCAGCCCUACAACAAAUUCUCGUUCGAGGAAUUACGACUUGCUGAUUACCAGCAAGGACGCCGCUUCGGCAACGGCAGUGGUCAGGCCGGCGCCUUUGGCACCUCUGCCUUCGGGGGAGCCGGUGGGUUUGGUCAGCAACAAAACACUGCGGGCACGGGCUUCGGCGCGAGUACUACGCCAUUUGGUGGUGCUGCUGCUACCAGUGCGCCAUCCGGAUUUGGCCAAACUGCAACGACCGGCGGAUUCGGCUCAACCCCUUCUAACCCAUUGUUUGGAGCAUCCAAGCCCGCAACCUCACUAUUCGGUGGUGGGGGAACAUCCGGGACCUCACAACCCAGUCUCUUCGGUGGGACGACUGGAACAACUGGCGGCUUCGGAAGCAGUACUGGCACUGGAAGCGCUUUCGGUGGCACCGGCGGCUCAUUGUUUGGCGGCAAUGCUCAGCAACAGACUAAGCCCGCUUUCGGUGGCACUGGUGGGACUGGUACAGGAUUCGGUGGUGGUACCUUGGGUCAGCCCGCGACCAGUGCUCCGAAUCCAUUUGGCGCCUCCACGGCUGGCACGACUCCCUUUGGUGGCGGUCAGCAGACUGGAACGAGUGCAUUUGGUGGUGGUUUCGGCCAGCAAAACCAAGCUCAGAACCAAACCCAGAACAAAGGCCUCUUUGGCGGCGGAUUGGGCGGGGCCACUCAGCAACAGCAACCCGGCUCGAGCUUGUUUGGCGGCACUGGUACUGGUGGUUCUGGAACCGGAUCUUCACUCUUCGGUCAAAACCAGCAACAGCAACAACCCCAGCAAGGAACGGGCUCGCUUUUCGGCGGUGCCCAACCCCAGCAAACUAGUACUGGCGGUGGUCUUUUCGGCACCUCGCAGAACCAGCAGCAGCAGAAGCCCGGCGGGCUCUUUGGCUCGACUGGCGGUACCACUGGCGGCGCAUUCUCGGGCUUUGGGAACACCCAGACCCAGCAACCGGGCGGCGGGGGCUUGUUCGGCGGCUCCCAGAAUCAGCAACAGCAGAAGCCCGGUGGCGGCCUCUUUGGAUCGACCGGAAGCACCGGUGGUGGUCUGUUCGGCACCCAAAGCACGACCGGCCAGGGCGCUGGAUCCUCACUGUUUGGUGGUACCCAGAAUCAACAACCGCAAGCUGGAGGCCUCGGUGGCGGCAGCUUGUUUGGUGCAUCCCAGCAAGCGCCGCAGCAGCAGCCAGCCCCUGGAAGCCUGCAGGCAUCCCUGCUAGAAGGUAACCCCUACGGUAGCCAGUCCAUCUUCUCUGGCCUCCCGACUCCCAACGCACCGACUCCCGGUCCCCUGGCCACGCCGCUUUCCUCCAGCGUCAAGCAAAAGCAGCGAACCCCACUGCCUGCGUACAAGAUCACUCCCCAUGCUGCCAAUCGCCUCAUCACGCCGCCGAAGCGUCAAGGCUAUGGCUUCUCUUACUCCACUUACGGCUCACCGUCCAGCGCCACGAGCACUCCCUCUGGCCUCGGCAACAGCCUUCUGGGUGGCAGUGGCAGUCUUCGUGGCAGCAUUAACGGCAGCUUUGGCCGUAGCUUCAGCAAGAGCUACUCCACCAGCAACCUUCGCAAGACCUUUGACCCAGACUCGGACAGCGUUCUGUCCCCCGGUGCCCUCCAGCCUGGCAGCACUCGCGCCAAUACUGGCAGCCUUAAGCGCCUUACUAUCGAUCGCAGCUUGCGAAAUGAUCUGUUUUCGCGCCCCGCUAGCAUCUCUCCCGCGCCCAUUACGAACGGAGAGGACGCUCAGCCGGCUGACAAGCUGAAGAAAAAGGUCAGCUUUGACUCCACGACCCCUUCUGAUGCCGAGGUUAUUCGUGUCGAAUCCAAGAGCCCCGAACCGACCCCCGAAGAGCUUGGUUUUCUUCGUUCUGUCCGCAAGAGCGGUAGCAUCAACGGUAUUGACGGCGUCGGAGAUACUGACCGUCCCGAGAUGGAGUCUGCUCGCCGCGACCUUGCCGUUGUCCCGGAAAAUGGAGAACCUACUACUGCCUCGGUUGAUGGUGUGAAGCGUCUUACGUUCGUGCCUGGCGGCGACCCGAAGCCGGGCGAGUACUGGAUGAAGCCCAGCCGCGCGGAGCUUAACAAGAUGAGCCGUGACCAGCUCAAGCACGUCGCUGACUUCACCGUUGGCCGCCGAAACUGCGGACAAGUUACUUUCAACGAACCUGUCGAUCUGACCACUAUUGAGCUGGACAACCUCUUCGCGAAAAUUGUCGAUAUCGGCGUUCGGAAGAUCACCGUGUACCCUGAUGAAGGGAUCAAACCCCCCAUGGGUAAAGGGCUUAACGUCCCGUCUACUCUCCGAAUCCAGAACUCCUGGCCCCGCGGCAGGGACAGGAAGAAGCCGUCGCCCCUUACUAGCGGUCCCCUCUUUGACAAACACAUUGACCGCCUGCAAAAGGUCACCGAUACCGAAUUUGUCACCUACGAGAUUGAAACCGGAACCUGGGUGUUCAAGGUGCCCCACUACACCACCUAUGGGCUGGAUUAUGAUGAAGAGGACGAAGAAGGUGAGAGCCUUGACCAGAGCACCUUGAGUGCUGGCCCUGACAGUGGCACCCCAAAGGCUCAGUCCGACCACCCCGCGAGCUUUGAGCAAUCCGCGACCUUCUCCAUCGAUGAGUCCUUUGUUGGCUCCAUGGCCGGUGUUGACGAUGACACCUUCGACUUCAAGAAGCGCAAGCUCGUUCCCGGCUCGUUUGGUAGUCAGGCCAUGGAAGCCGAGGAUGAGGAAAUGCGUUCCGACGGCGAGACCGAGUCUUUUUUAGAGGAAGGCUCCACGGGUUCGACUAUUGAGCAGGACGACGAGGUCGUCACCGAAAGCCAGCAAUCUGGCGACUCGAUAGUUGAAUCUGAUGAGGGUGAGGACAUGGAUAUGGCGGGUUCCUUUCCCAACCUUCAUCGCACCGUGGAGCGGGACGAUUCUCAGAGCACUGACGGUGACCUGGAAACCACCCAGCCCAUCUCGAAACCCUUUGGCACCCCCGGAAAGCCGCGACUCAACCUCAGUGGCGACUGGGCUGAACAGCUGCAACGUACCAUCAGCCCUCGAAAGCAAAACCGCGACGCUCUGCGUGAAAUCCAGGGAAAUGCUUUCACAGAUCGCCCUCUUUUGAACGGGGGAUCUCCCACGGACAAGCCGAAGGAAUCUCCCAAGAAGGGAUUCUCCAACAGCAUCGACCUGAUGAACUCCUUGUUCCAGCAACCGCGGAAGCAGAAUGCACCCUCUCCGCUGAAGGCGUCUGUCCAACCCAAUGGCAUCGAGUGGCCCUACAACAAGCAACCCAAGACCUUUGCGGGUGACACAGCGCAAAUGACCGAGACCGAAGCGGCCUUCCAUGGCUCAUUCAAACCUCGCUGGGGCCCCAAGGACUCCAUCGUCUGCGCCAAGAAUGAUUUGAACGAGACCAUCGCCGACACCGAGCAUGGCUGGAAGGAGAGCUUCUCUGUUUUCAGUGAGGCCAGAGACAUCGCGGUCAUGACAUACAACAAAGGAAGCGAGUCGAAGGAGAUGCUGGACGUGCAAAGGCAACAGUCUACCAUCCAGCGCAUUGACGGAACUCCUCUGGUCCGGAUGAGCGAGGUUGAUCUUCACCAGUUUACCUUGUCCCCGUCCAGCCGUGCCCAAUCGGAUGAGGAGCGACUGGUUUGGCAGCUGGUCAGCAUUCUGUUCAAUGAUGAGAUUGAGGAUGACAUCUCCGCGGGUGUGCCACCGCAACUCCGGUCGAAAUUUGCGCACCGCAUCAAGAAGGACCGGUUAACUCGGCUUUGGGAGGGAAUCGUCCGCGAGAAACAUGCUCAUGACCUGGAGCUGAUUCGCUCGCCCGAAGAGCGCGCAUUUCACCUGCUUUGCUCCCACCGAGUCGACGAGGCAUGCAAAACCCUAAUUGAGAGCGAAAACCUUCAUCUGGCCACCGUGGUCGCACAGAUUGGCAGAGAUGCUACCUCGCAGUCCGACAUAGCCAACCAGAUCGAUGUAUGGCGCCAGAACAAUGUGCUCUCGGAGAUCAGCGAGCCUGUCCGAGCCCUGUUUGAACUGGUCGCCGGCAACGCUCUCCUCAGCGAGGGCAAAUCGGGUGGUGCUCUCGAGGACCGAACCUCCAGCCUUGUCUUGACCGAUCGGUUCGAGCUCGAUUGGUUCCAGGCUUUCGGUCUUCGUCUCUGGUAUGGCAUCACCGAGGAUGAGCCGAUCGAGGCGGCCGUCUCCAAGUUCCUCGAAGAUUUGGCUACCGGGCAAGAGUCUGCCUACCCCCAUCCCUCACACCGAACCAGCACUCGUGCAGUACUGCAGCCUGGCUCCGACACUCUUGGCCGUGAAUCUCCGCUCUGGGUCAUCCUCAAGGCCUACUCGGCAACCACGAGCCACACCAAACUCCCACCCGUCGAGCUCCCGGCGGCUCUGCUUCCCGAGUCGGUGUCUGGCGACCGCCUAACCAACCGACUCUCGUUCCAACUGCAUCAUGUCCUCGCUACUCUCGUGGGACACCACGAUGCGAUCAAGACCAACACUGCCAAAACCGACCAUCUCGUGUGGGACUACGCUUCGGAACUCAACGCCAGCGGAGAACUCGUGCAAGCACUGUUCGUCCUCCUGCACCUUUCGCAGCCGACCGACCGCAAGCGUGCCGUGCAAGAAACCCUCGCCCGCUUUGCUGCACAGCUUCCCGACCCCUUCGCGGCCGACGGUUCCACCGACUCGGCCUGGCAGUUCCUCACCGCUGACCUGCAGCUCCCCGAGGCUUGGAUCUGGGUGGCCAAGGCGCUGCACGCCCGCGACAUCGGCGACGCUGCCCGCGAAGUCGAUUGUCUUAUCCGUGGCAAGCAUUGGAAUGACGCUCACGCCACUUUCUGUCGCAUCGUCGGCCCUACGGCCGUCGUCGAGCGUGACUAUGCCACCCUGGACAACUUGGUUUCUGGCUUCGGAGACGGCCCUGAACGUAAGAUGCGGGGAUGGGCUUCUGGCGGCGGCGUGUAUGAAGACUUCCUGCGCCUGAGUACCGCCACACGUGGCCGGCGUGACGCUACUCGUCUUAGUCGCCUGGUGAAUGCCCUAGUGGCGAUGGGCGACCGUGUGGGGAAGAGCUCUGGCGUGGAAGGGCUGGAGGAGCGCGUGGCAUUCAAAGAGAUGAGCCGUGCGGUGGCUGGCUGGAUUGCGCACGAGGAUGUCCAGUCGGUCCAAUCGUCCGCCGUCCUUGGUCUGCCUCUGACCGGCGAUGCUCGCAUCCUGCAGACUGCAGAGAUGAGUCGUCGUUACUACGGCGUCAUUAUGGCGGGUGGCUACUAA
Penicillium alfredii is the source of this 5982-nucleotide messenger RNA. Its product is annotated as nucleoporin family protein. Gene Ontology annotation, biological process: post-transcriptional tethering of RNA polymerase II gene DNA at nuclear periphery; RNA export from nucleus; protein import into nucleus. The coding region runs from base 1 to 5982 and encodes 1993 amino acids. The record is from RefSeq and is a predicted model, not a curated record. Gene Ontology annotation, molecular function: structural constituent of nuclear pore. Gene Ontology annotation, cellular component: nuclear pore cytoplasmic filaments; nuclear pore. Lineage: Eukaryota; Fungi; Ascomycota; Eurotiomycetes; Eurotiales; Aspergillaceae. The transcript has 6 exons.